This is a messenger RNA of Gossypium raimondii (Peruvian cotton), 686 nucleotides long. RefSeq lists its product as uncharacterized. The coding region runs from base 181 to 474 and encodes 97 amino acids. The transcript is spliced from 3 exons. Lineage: Eukaryota; Viridiplantae; Streptophyta; Magnoliopsida; Malvales; Malvaceae. The record is from RefSeq and is a predicted model, not a curated record.
AACUUAUGAAUAGUACAAGGGCUAAUAACAGAAUUUAACCUAAUUAGAAAAAACAAAACCCUAAACCCCCAAUCCCAUCUCCCUCUGCAUUUCUCUCCCAAGUAUCAAUCUUUUGAAUCUCUCUCGACGCUAAGCUACCAAUCUUUGCUCCCAUCGAUCUCUGGCAAAGGUUAGUCUUUAAUGGGAACCGAAGCGACAAAGGACCCGUUGAAAGGGGUAGAUUGGAAAGCAAUCGGUAGUGAGUUGCAGAAAGAUCCGAGCGCUGGCGGUAAAUCGGUUGUAAAGAAACGACUUCCAAAGAAGAUUAGGCAAAUCCCGGAUUGUUAUUUCCUUCCUCGAAUGUCAACUCCUUCUACACUUGCCUUUUACGGAGCGUGUAUUGCUGGUGGGAUUGGCGCCGGGAUGUUACUCGAGGUCUGGAUAAACAAGAAAAUUAAAGAGGAUGGAGGUGUGGUAUGGGAGUUUGGCAAGUAGUGCUUCACAUCAUCAAACGACGUCGUUCUCAUCUGAGUUUCAAAUGGGAGUCAUCUUGGUAGUGUUCAUCUCUGAAAGCAUAGGAUUCUUCUGGGUUCACUUUUUGGGCAAAAUUUGAUCAAUCCGUUCCAUUUUUUUAACUUUUGAAAUCGAAAUUGUAUUAAAUAAAAAUUAAUAUCUGAAAUCAAUGAUUGCGAUUUGGUUCGACGAUA